CCUCUAUUACUCUCCUUUUUCACCUCUUCUAGAAAAAGAAGUUAAAUUGAGAGUCGGCAUUCAACAAAUGGCGCGUUAGAGAGCGUUCCUGUGGUUGCUCUGUGCAGACAGCCGACUAGCAAUUCGACACGCCACACCCAAAAACUCGUCUCUGAUUUUCUUUUGAUUUUCUAACACAAAUCCUGCUUCUUCGUGAUCUUACGGGAACCGAGAGAUCGUUACUGUUUUCGUGCUUUCCUUCUUCUAAUUUGAAUUUGUUCAUAGUGAGAGUUCGUUCGAGUUUUGAUAGGCUGUUAGUGGAGAAUCUUUGGUAGGGAUUUAGAUUGAUCUGUAGCUACAGAGGAUUCUCGUCAAUUUCAUUCGCUGAGAAGUUUGAUUCUGUUUUUUGCGUUUUCUUUUUCUUCUCUGGAGUUGAAUUGGAUCGAAGUACCGUUUUCUUUUUAUUCGAGUGCUGCGUGAUCUGGUUUGCUUGAGUUCUGGUGUAUUCCUGGUUGAAGGAUUUUGUUUGUUGAUUUGGUGAUUUUUUCGGUUCCGGACUUUGGUGGAUGGAGAGCAAGUUCUUUUAGUUCUUAGGAUUGCGGUUUAAGAUAUAUUCGUGGGAAGCCAUUCCGGUUUGCACUUUGCGUAGAAGUGUUGCGGUGGUUUGGACUUUGAAGAUACUGUUCCGAAGAAGUUUGGUGACUUCGCUUUCUCGCAAAGUUUUGGUGAUCUGAUCACUGGAUGUUCAUAAAAAUGGAUUCCUGCAGUUCCUAAUAGGAGCUUCGUGGACUUGUGGUCAUAGAAACUUUGGACUAGAAGGAUUUUUCCUUAUUUGUUCUUCACGAGAUUGAAUUCCGUUUAACAUGGUUAGCGGAAACCUCUUCCACUGUAGAAAGCAUUCAUGGCCUCCGGAGGAGUACGUCAGCAGAGCGACCUUGCAAUUGCUGGACUAUGAUAGUGCUGCACCCCCAAAGCAAGCCUGGAGGAGGAGAUUAAACAGUCAUGCUAACAUACUAAAAGAAUUUAGUGUCACAUUUAUGGAGGCAAUACAGAUGAUUCGUCUUGGCCUUCGUCUUUGGUCAUAUGUCAGAGAGGAAGCAUCUUAUGGAAGGAAAGCACCGAUUGAUCCAUUCACAAAAGAAAGUUGUAAGCCCUCGGCAUCUCAAGGGGUCCCACUUGGAGGCAUGGGAAGUGGCAGCAUAUCAAGAGGUUUUAGAGGGGAGUUUAAGCAUUGGCAGAUCAUUCCUGGUUCAUGUGAGCCUUCUCCUGUGAUGGCCAAUCAGUUCUCGAUUUUCAUAUCGCGUGAUGGAGGGAAUAAAAAGUAUGCAUCAGUUUUAGCACCUGGUCAACAUGAAGGGUUAGGGAAAAAUGGUGAUCAGGGUAUAUCAUCAUGGGGUUGGAAUUUGAGUGGACAGCAUUCAACUUACCAUGCUCUAUUUCCUAGGGCAUGGACAAUAUAUGAUGGUGAACCGGACCCUGAGUUGAAGGUCUCUUGUCGUCAAAUAUCACCGUUCAUACCGCAUAAUUAUAAAGAAAGCAGUCUUCCGACUGCUGUAUUUGUUUAUACGUUGGUAAACACUGGGAGAGAAAGGGCAAAAGUCAGCCUUCUAUUGACCUGGGCGAAUUCAAUUGGAGGGAUGUCACAUCUAUCAGGAGAUCAUGUGAAUGAACCUUUCAUAGCUGAAGAUGGAGUGUCUGGCGUACUUCUUCAUCACAAGACUGCAAAAGAUAACCCUCCUGUUACUUUUGCUAUAGCUUCAUGUGAAACUCAAAAUGUGAAUGUGACUGUUUUGCCAUGUUUUGGGCUGUCAGACACAGACCAUGUUACUGCUAAGGAUAUAUGGGGCAAAAUGGUGCAGGAUGGGUAUUUUGAACGGGAAAACUUCAAUGCUGGACCUACCAUGCCAUCAUCACCUGGAGAUACUCUUUGCGCAGCAGUAUCAGCAUCCGCAUGGGUAGAACCUCAUGGAAAGUGCACUGUUGCAUUUGCUUUAGCUUGGUCAUCACCAAAAGUAAAAUUUUUAAAGGGAAAUUCCUAUCACAGGAGGUAUACAAAAUUUUAUGGAACUUCUGAAAGAUCAGCUCUUGAUAUUGCACACGAUGCAUUGAUGAAUUAUAAAUGGUGGGAGGAAGAGAUAGAGAAAUGGCAAAAUCCUAUCCUCAGAGAUGAUAGAAUUCCAGAAUGGUACAAAUUUACAUUGUUUAAUGAACUUUACUUUUUGGUUGCUGGAGGCACAGUUUGGACAGAUUCACCAUCAUCAGAUACAGAUUUUAGGUCUCACUUUGGUGAUUAUCAGCACAAAUCAAAAAACAGAGAGAAUUCAGAUGUUAGUGUUACUUCAGGCAAGAUAUCUGGACAAGGUGCGUCUGUAGCACAUAUUAUACUUAACCAUAAUGAAAGUACUUCUGCAAAUGAAGUUAAAGAUAACGAUGAAAAAAAAGUCACAAGAUCUUUAUGCAAAAAUUAUUCAGCAAUAUCUCAAGAGAGGAAAAAUGGAUAUAUUCCUUUAUAUCAUAGAGCAUGGUCAGAUCCAGAUGAUGAUGAUGUUGGUGGGUUUCUAUAUUUGGAAGGAGUAGAAUAUAUAAUGUGGUGCACAUAUGAUGUGCAUUUCUAUGCAUCUUUUGCUCUUCUUGCUUUGUUCCCCAAAAUUGAGUUGAGCAUUCAGCGUGAGUUUGCCAAAGCUGUCUUAUCUGAGGAUGGAAGAAAAGUCAAAUUUCUGGCAGAGGGCAAUUCAGGAAUCCGAAAGGUUAGAGGAGCUGUUCCUCACGAUCUGGGCACACAUGACCCAUGGCAUGAAAUGAAUGCAUAUAACAUACAUGAUACAAGUAGAUGGAAAGACCUCAACCCAAAAUUUGUGCUUCAGGUGUAUAGAGACUUCACUGCAACAGAGGACCUGUCAUUUGCAGUGGAUGUGUGGCCAGCUGUUCGUGCUGCAAUGGAGUACAUGGAACAAUUUGAUAGGGAUGGUGAUGGUCUCAUUGAGAAUGAUGGAUUCCCAGAUCAAACUUAUGAUGCUUGGACUGUUCAUGGUAUCAGUGCUUACUGUGGCUGCCUAUGGCUUGCUGCACUCCAAGCUGCAGCUGCAAUGGCUCUUCGUGUUGGUGAUAAGGACUUUGCUGAAAAGUGCAAAAGCAAAUUUGCAAAGGCCAAGUCUGUGUUUGAAGAAAAGCUGUGGAAUGGAUCAUAUUUUAACUAUGAUAGUGGAUCAAGCAGCAACAGUAAAUCUAUACAAGCGGAUCAGCUGGCAGGACAAUGGUAUACAGCUUCUUCAGGCAUGCCUUCCCUUUUUGAUGAUUUCAAAAUUAGAAGCACACUCAGUAAAAUAUAUGAUUUCAAUGUUAUGAAAAUCAGAGGAGGCAGGAUGGGUGCUGUAAAUGGAAUGCAUCUCAAUGGAAAGGUAAAUCUGUCUUGCAUGCAGUCACGCGAAAUCUGGACAGGUGUCACAUAUGGUUUGGCAGCUACAAUGAUUUUAGCUGGUAUGGAGGAACAAGCAUUUAUAACUGCUGAAGGUAUUUUCACUGCAGGCUGGUCAGAAGAGGGAUUCGGGUACUGGUUCCAGACUCCAGAAGGCUGGACGAUUGAUGGACACUACCGGUCCCUUAUAUAUAUGAGGCCUCUUGCAAUCUGGGGCAUGCAGUGGGCCUUAUCUUUGCCCAAAGCAAUCCUUGAGGCACCCAAGAUCAACAUGAUGGAAAGGACCUACAACUCUCCUCUAGACGUAAGAUCCUCCUUCAAUGAAAGAGGUAUAAGAAAGAUAGCAGCCAAAUCAAGGUGUUUUAGCAUUUCGGUAUUUCACUGUGCAUGCUGAUUAUCAUUAGUGAUUAAUUAGAGAGAAAACGUGGAGUCAAUAGAAAUCAUCUUUUGUAAAGUUUUAUACAACUCUGUUUCUUCCCGAAAGCCCUUUUGCAGUAAAACAAAAUGCUGCACGGAUCGGAAAUAGAACAGGAAAUAAGUUGCGUUGUAAUUCUUAAGUGUUUUAGGCAAGUUAAUUGAUAAAAAUGAGCCCUUUUAGUUUUCCAUGUAGAAGAAUUCCUGUUCCUGUCAUACAAUCUAGCUUACUAAGUCUGUAAUUGAUAACGUCCCAAUGGAACAAUUCCUGUUCCUGUCAUACAAGGACUAAUAUGCAACUAUCUUUUGCCUCUGGAACACUAAAAAUAUUCCAGAAGAAUGUUAUCAAAUGUCAUCCGAGUACCCUGUUUGUGGCUA
Molecule: messenger RNA, 4186 nt
Organism: Nelumbo nucifera (sacred lotus)
Lineage: Eukaryota; Viridiplantae; Streptophyta; Magnoliopsida; Proteales; Nelumbonaceae
Product: Beta-glucosidase, GBA2 type family protein
Biological process (GO): glucosylceramide catabolic process; carbohydrate metabolic process
Cellular component (GO): membrane
Molecular function (GO): glucosylceramidase activity; beta-glucosidase activity
Source: RefSeq, a predicted model, not a curated record